CUGACCUCUACCCUCACCUCCCUCGUUCGCUCGUCUCUUCUUUACUCUGGGGUUCUCUGCGGGCAGCCUUGGGCCUGGCUUAAUUUCAGACUAACGAACUUUACGCAAUAUCGCUUGGUCUGGACUGGAACCUAUGCCUCUGGAGCCUGUUCUCGGGGCACUUGUAGAAGUUCCUGCUGGUCGGGGUACCGUUCGCUUCGCGGGGGCAACCUCAUUCUCCGCGGGGAAAUGGAUUGGUAUCGAGCUAUUUGACGGUCAUGGGAAGAACGACGGCACCGUGCAGGGCGUGAAGUACUUCUCCUGCAAACCAAAUUAUGGCGUCUUCGUCCGACCAAGCCAGGUGAAAGUUAUCGCUCCGCCAGAACCAGUACAUGCACCCACAGUUGCGCGGGCGGUCGGCCACCAACGCACCGGGAGUCUUUCGCGCACUCCGUCCGUUCGUUCCAUUCCCUCCUCUCCGCGUGCCGGUAGCCCAGCGAAGCCUUCUACCUCCUCGCUCGGUAAUGGAAGCGCACCACACUCUCCUGCGUCGCGUCCGGCGCGUCUCGGGUCCCCUACGAAACGCGUUCCCUCGCUCACCCUACAACCUCGCGCCUCGCUCGCACGCUCAUCUUCCGAUCUCCUCAGUCCUACCGUUGGCCGUAGCCGGAACAACUCUAGAGAUUCCCCUGUAUUAGAGCCUGCACCUAGACUAUUCCCCAAGUCCCAAGUCACGCCCGGCCAUUCUCCGCCACAACUCUCAUCCUUACGACAUGCUACCUCUCCCAAGCAAGAACCUCCGUCCUCACCCGCUCCGGAGCCUGAAGUUGACCCUGAACCUGUGGCGUCGCCUGAGCCACCCACCGCCAAACCGCCCUCACGUCCCGUAACUCCCAUACGAGUCGUAGAUGAUACCGAAGUGCAAGAGCUUCGUGCAAAGGUUCGCGUUCUCGAGGCGAAGCGUGCGGACGACGCGCGACAUGUGCGCGAACUCGAGACGCGUCUCAAUGAGGCCGAGUCGUUCGUCGCGCUCCGGCCGAAGCUGCAGGCCAAGCUCAAUCAACAGCAGACGGAACUGAUCGCAACGCGACGCGAAUUGGCGGACGCACAACAAUUAGCACAACUGGCAGAGAGUCGCAUUGUGGACACGCAGGAGCAGCUCGAGAUGGCAAUGUUGGACAAGGAGAUGGCGGAAGAGCGCGCGGAAGUCGCAGAAGCUGACCUUGAGGAUGUCAAAGAGAGGUUGGCUAUCGUCGAAGUCGAGCUGGAGGUCGUCCGCGAAGGUGGAGGCGAUGAGGGAGGGGGCGACACCGCCGUCAAGCAAUCUCUGGCGUACAUCCAGCUCGAGAAGCAGAACGAGCGGCUCAAGGAGGCAUUGAUCAGGCUGCGAGACAUCUCUUCAGAGACAGACCAGGAACAGCGCCGGCGCAUUGCGGAGAUGGAGAAGGACGUUACCAGCCUCGACGACUUACAAGGCCAAUACGAGUCCACCCUCAUCAAGCUCCAGAAUGCCGACGUUCAGAUUGAGGACCUCAAACUGCAACUCGAUGAUGCUCUCGGUGCUGAAGAUCUCCUCGUGCAACUCACGGAGCGCAACUUGAUGCUCGGAGAGAAAAUCGAGGAGAUGCGUAUCACGAUCGAAGACCUGGAAUCCCUCAAGGAGCUCAACGAUGAGCUCGAGGAGAACCACGUCGAGACAGAGAAAGCAAUGCAGGAAGAAAUUGACGCGAAGGACGCGCAGAUGCGUGAGCAAGCCCGGAAGAUUGAGGGUUUGGAAGAGGCAUGCCAGGACCUCGAGGGAACGAUCGUUCAGUUCCGCGAACUGGUCCUCCAGCUCCAGACCGAGCUCGACGCGUUGCGCACUGAGACUCAGACGGCACAGCACCAGUCGCAGACCGCAGCAUCACAGACCGCGGCGAUGAUGUCAUUGAACCUCAAACUGCAGUCGUCCGCGUCCAAGAACCAGGCUCGCCAUAUCGACCUCGAGGUCAAGAAGAUCGAGGCACGCGAGGCGCGGGAGCUGCUCAACAUCAUCCAGCCAUACCUGCCGCAGAUCUACGUCGAGUCAGACAUGGACGCAACGAACUGCUACCUAUUCUUCCAGCGUCUCGCGGCAAAGGUCGACCUCAUCAACAGCGUUGUCGCCCAGAUGCACAAUCUGCCGGAGGCACUCAACGGUCCCGUUUCAGAUAUUCUUGUUGGUAUUUGCGAGAUGAGAGGACGAUUGUCGAGUUUGUCAACGACAUGCAAGCGCUUCGCGGCGAUCUUGCGCAAGUGCGACGUAGAGACCUUCCUCAACAUCGGUCGUAUCUUCCCCGAGGUCGCACCAAUGGAGAAGCGCAUCGACAUGCACAUUGACCUGCUUCGCCGUGAGGAGUUCAGGGAGCUCGAAUGCGUUAGCGAUGCCGCUAAGAUACAGUCGCAGUUUGACCACCUCUCGGAGACGUACUUCAACAAUUUCGAGUAUGACCUUGGGGAACGCGAGCUUGGCUACGCCUUGUCGUUCGACCAUGAUCUUGAGAUGUUUGCUGCGUCUGUCGGCCUCAUCAAGACCUCCGUCGCUACCGUUCUCAAGGACAAGGAUGUCGAAGUCAAUCUCGGCAGUGUCGACCCAGAUCAAGACUUCUUCGAACCCCUGCAGAAGCUUCUUGACCAGUCAAGGAGCGCUAAGGUUCUUUCGAAGAAACUCACGAAGCGACUGGAGGACCUCACGCAGGACUCAGUGGCACUGAAGCCGCAUCUCGUGCCCCAACUGCAGGCGCUUAACAACACAGUACCAGAGCUGGUCAACUUCGGUUUCUCUUUGGCGCAACUUGUGAUGCCCCACAUCAGCGACGUCCGUGCAGCCAAGUCUGCGUUCCAGCUAUCUACGGUUCUAGCGUUCGUCAAGGAGAGCGCCAGUUCCACUGUCGGCAAGGGACACAGCAACGACUCUUCGGCCUGGGACUCGGUCAGCGAGUUCCUCAACCACGUCCUUCAAGAGGCCGGUCGUAUCGUUCCCCUAUCCCUCGAAGGCGAGAACACCCUCAAGAUUUCCGGCUCCGCGCCCUGGGUGUCACGUAUCGACGAGAUCAAGGCGGCAACGGCGAUCAACGUCGAGGCGGAGCGCAAGGUCGCGCAGCUGAACGACGAAAUCCAGGCGCUCGCGCGCACGCUGAAGCUCAAAGACCAGGCGAUCCAGGAGACGGGCGUGAAGGUCGAGCUGAUGGAGCGCCGGAUGGAGACCGUGAAGAAGCAGGCGGACGCGAUCACGGACCUCGAGAACGAGCUCUCGAAGGCGCGCAAGCAGGAGCGCGCGUACGAGGAGGCGAUGGAGCAGCUGCAGGCGGAUCUGGACGCGCUCGAGCAGGACAACGCGAAGCUCAAGACCAUCGCGAACAACCCCGAGCGGCAAGCGUCUACAACCCAGGUCGUCGAGGCCGAGACUGUGCCCACAGAGGGGAACCUCGAAACAUCGUAUCUCCUGGAACAGAUCGAUGCGCUUCGCGGCACUGUACGCUUCCUGCGCGGAGAGAACUCGUUCCUCAAGGGCCAGGACCUGCUCAAGGAGAUCGAAGCGCUCCCCGAACUUGCAGAGCCCUUCUCACGCGAACCCACACCGCCGCUUGUGCCCUCUACGCUCUCCGACUCGGAGUCAGACUCAGACGACGAGCCCCGGCCACCGCCCACCUUGCGCGACCUCGCGGUGGAGUCGAAGCUGCUGUACCGCGAGGUGAUCAAGUACACCACGUCGCCGCGCAUCGUCGACCUGUCUGUGCUGCGUGCGAAGCGCGAGGACGGCAGCGGCGCGGCGAAGGCGUGGAUGCCGCGCAAGAAGACACCGGCGUACCAGCUCUUCGAGCGGAAGAUGCAGGGCGAGCGGCUCGGCAAGCGGUUGAAGGGUCUAUUGGAGAUGACGAGCCAUAUCUCGUGAGAGCUUUGCGGUCGUGGUCGGUUUGGAUAGUGCUAUGCUCGCUUCUCGAUAUCCUAGGAAUCGUUUAUUGUUAUACCCGUAUGUCGUUUUAUCGUUCACCAUGUACCUUUCCACAUCGCACCUUCCGAGACUGCAUCAUCAUCAAACGUUCCACAUUUGGCGUGAGCAGGGAGGAAUCGAUAGCAAACAGCAGUCUUACAACAGGUUAGUAUGUGUAGUACAAGGCGGCGAGAGCAGGAAUAGGGUGAUCGAUAAACAAGCACAUAAACAUAAGAAAAUUCACAGUCCUCCGCGUUUUGCGGCUUUCUCUCAAACCUCCUCUUCAUCUUCUUCUGCAGCGAGCUCUGCGUCCGCGGCAGUUCUUGCCCUUUUCGCGACGGCCUCCUCGGCCUCCUGGAACUCGCCGUAGUCGCCUGAGAUCUUCCCCUCCCCGGCAUCCUCAUCGUCCUCGUCGCGGCCGCGUUUCGUGCCCGCAGUACUCGGAGGAGCGGGCUCUUCAGCGUCGACAGCAUCCUCUUGGUACUCGUCAUCCUCGUCGUCCUCUUCCUGGUCCUCUUCGUCAGCAACGGGUCCAGCCUCGCCGCCGAGCAGAAGUUCAGUCAAGCUCGGCCCCCGGGUGCGCCCUGCUCCCUCCUCGGCUUCCUCCUCUUCCUCCUCCUCUACAGCCCCGCUCUCGCCUUCUUCCUCAAACUCGUACUCGUCGCUCUCCUCUCCCUCGUCGAGCUCGGGCUCCUCAACAGGGUCCGCGGGUAGGUUGUUCGACAUGUUCACGUCCGCGUCCAAACUUGUAACAGGGUUUCCGCUCGUGGUUCGCGGAUGGGUGACCGUGCGCGGGGAGAGCGAACUGCCAGCGGAGGGUGUCACCGGUGUGGAGAGCAGAGGCUGGGAGGUGGUGCGGGGAAGGGGGCGCGAAC
Messenger RNA from Trametes versicolor FP-101664 SS1, 4806 nucleotides. Its product is annotated as dynactin. The record is from RefSeq and is a predicted model, not a curated record. Gene Ontology annotation, biological process: nuclear migration involved in conjugation with cellular fusion; establishment of mitotic spindle orientation. Gene Ontology annotation, cellular component: cell tip; microtubule associated complex; spindle pole body. The coding region runs from base 134 to 3892 and encodes 1252 amino acids. Lineage: Eukaryota; Fungi; Basidiomycota; Agaricomycetes; Polyporales; Polyporaceae. The transcript is spliced from 19 exons.